Messenger RNA from Prunus armeniaca (apricot), 1194 nucleotides. Lineage: Eukaryota; Viridiplantae; Streptophyta; Magnoliopsida; Rosales; Rosaceae. The record is from the annotation of a GenBank genome assembly.
AUGGCGUCUCUCUGUCCCAUCAGCAACUUGAUCCCGGCAGCCGCUGAGGAAAUAGCUUGCAACCAAGACCUCAUCACGCUGAUCCUCAUCCGCCUGCCCGUUAAGUCUCUUCUCCGAUUCAAAUGUGUCUCCAAGAAUUGGCUCUACCUCAUCUCCAAUCCACAAUUCAGUACCCGCCAUCGCAGUGUUGCCUCUGCAGGCAUCAUCUUGUGUCAAAGUCCUGGUCUCAUUGGUCACCUGUCUCACCAUUGCAGAAAUUCUGAGCAACCCUUUAAGUCUCUCAACUUCAUCGGUGACUCAGCCGGUGUUAAAGUGUUGCAGUCUAUCAAUGGCCUGGUCUUGUGCUGUAGCUAUCACAAACAGGGGAAACGCCGCAGCUUUUAUGUCUGCAACCCUUCAACAAGGCAAUUCUUGAUGCUUCCUCCACCUAACGCAGAUGGCUGCGAUUCGUGCACAACCAUUUUCGGUGUUAAUUUGGCUUUCAAUCCCUCUAAGUCACCUCACUACCAAGUUGUCUGCGUUCGAAAUUGUUCUUCGUCAUCAACAGCAUCCGGUAAUUACCAGAUUGAGAUAUACUCAUCUGAGACUGGAACUUGGAGGCUAUCUGGCUCUCCUUUUGUUGCCUCAUCUGACAUGGUGUUUGAAAAUGGGGUGCUUUGGAAUGGCACAAUUCACUGGAUUAGCCCAAAAGGGGCUACGUUAUGUUUCGAUAUCGAUCGAGAGCGCCUCCGAUCAAUGCCUAGUCCUCCAUCACAUGAGAGAUGGGACAAAAGAAGGUUCAGAUAUUUUGGUGAGUCUGGUGGUCAUUUGCACCUUGUUGAAAUUUAUGGUCCAAGCACUACUCAAUUCCAAGUCUUUGAGAUGGAGACGGAUUACUCAAGAUGGAUUCCCAAGUAUGAUAUCGACAUUGCUGCAAUCGUAGAUGAACUUCCGGGGAUGGUUAUGGAAUACCUUGAGCUCCAUGAAUAUGGUUCUCGUUUCUAUGCAUUUGUUUUGCUUUUUGUCCAAGAAAUUGAAGGGGGCCCGUUUCUGUUGCUACACAUUCCUGGUAAGUUUAUAUCUUACAAUAUUAGAGAUAGGACCUUCAAGGAGAUUUGUGGUUUUGGUCCCAAAUCCACCGAAACAAAUACUUCUGCGUUGCAGAUUGGAUGCUUUCAUGCUCAUCAGUUCGUAGAGACUCUGGCUUGUGUUUGA